Molecule: messenger RNA, 2546 nt
Organism: Cataglyphis hispanica
Lineage: Eukaryota; Metazoa; Arthropoda; Insecta; Hymenoptera; Formicidae
Exons: 3
Coding region: 210-2414 (734 amino acids)
Biological process (GO): transcription initiation at RNA polymerase III promoter
Cellular component (GO): transcription factor TFIIIC complex
Molecular function (GO): protein binding; histone acetyltransferase activity
Source: RefSeq, a predicted model, not a curated record
AUGCGUUCCGUUUCAUGCAUUGAGCGCAUAGAUCGCCUGAAAAUCUAUAGUUCACGUAACAUAUAUUAUAGAUUUCCAAGCGAUUUAUGUGUUCUAUGCGUCAAAUGAAACGCAAUCUAAGAUAACACGUGUACAUGACAAGUUCGCGUUACUAAAAACUGAAAUCUGAAAUGUCGCGUUAUUUUGAGAGAAGAAAUCAAUGAUAAAAAAUGGAAACGGAAGAGCUUUGUAAUAUCAAUAUCUCUCCGUUGGUGACAAGCCUAUUCGCGACACAAUGGUCACCCGACAAUCAGAUCUCGAUAAUUACAGACGGAGGCAUUCAUGUAUUCGAGCUGGAGCCUUCACCUAUGUCUCCUAACUCGACGAUCAAGUUUGCUCGUUCCUUUAUUUAUCCUUCUGAAAAAUUGCCAGCACAUGCAUUUGCAGAUAAGAUAGACUCAUUAAUAUGGAAUGAUCUAGAACGUGAAGAUAUUUACUCAGUUCUCAUGGAGGAAACAAUUACUCCAAAGUUAGAUGGUAUAAAUGAUAUAGCUUAUAGAAUAGUAAAUACAACAUGGUCGCCAAAAAAUUUAAUCUCUCCUGGCCAGUGUGUAUUAGCAAUAUUAACUGCAGCUGGUGCAGUUGAAUUGUUGCACAAAAUUUUCAAUGAAUGGUAUUCUAUAUGUGAUAUUUCAUCUCUUCGGUUAAAUAAUAUACAGGAUGAAAUUAUAUCUAAUCUUAAUAAAUAUAAAAAAUCAAAUAACAAAUAUGCACUGAUAACUGAAAGUAUGAGACAAUUGCAAGCUUGCGCUAUGACAUGGAGUGAACUGUUCAAAACAGAAGAAGCUUCCUUUGCAUAUUUUUCUGUGGCUUAUCGUAGUGGCGAUAUAUUGAUAUGGAAGAUCCCUAGAAUUUCAAAUUUCACAGAAAGCUUGCUACCUAUACUCAUUGGUAAAAUAGAUUUGAACACUACUGUAAAAGUAAAUGUAUUAUGCUGGAUCACUGUGAACACAAAUGAAUAUCUGCUGGUUAUUGGAUAUUUUGAUGGUCAAAUAUGUGGUGUAAAACUGACAUGUGAUAAUGGUCUACAAAUAGCAUCAAUAGAAAAAUAUAUCGCUCCGAAUCGUAUACCAAUUAAUUAUUUACACAUAGUUUCUCAAGAUGAUUCAAGCGUGAAAAUUCUUGCUAUCAAAGGCACUUUCCUCUUAUUGUUGUAUAUAAACUUGACAGGAACAUUGAAAAGUAUGCAACAUCUGCAAGUGCAAGGAUUUAAUAUUUCUGGUAUAAGUCCUAUUACUGCUCAGCAAUUUUUGAUUACUACACAGGAUAAUCAAUUUUUCAUUAUUGAUAUACAGUCAAACAAUUUAGUCAUCAGUGAUAUAAAAAAUCAUUUAUCACAGACAUCUGUUCAGUCUUUAGGACUUGCUCACUCGCCGAAUAAAGUAAUGUUUAUUAAUAUAACCAGUCCAAAAGCAACAUAUGAUCAUUUAGUCAUGAGGGAGCCAAGUGUAGUGCAUAUAUUCAAUUUAAAAGGUGUAUGUAAUCCAUUGUAUAUUAUUAAUAACAGUGCAAAUCUCAUAAAUGUUUGGGAUUGUAUGGAAGUGCUUAGACUCAAAGCCUCUAAAGCAGAGGAUCCGAGUACAGUAUUGUGUCCCAUUACAGAGAACCUUGAAUCAUUAUCGCUCUACAAUUUGCAACUAUCAAUGUGGAUGACAGUAAUGAUCAAUGUGUGCACGACAAAAAAGCCAAUACCUAAUAUGGAUCAUAUACAAGAAUGCAAGAUGACGCGAGCGCUACCAUUAAUCUUUUUAUAUUCCGCUUGCACAUACCUCGAUAAUUUGACAAAAAAGAGCACUCUGUCAAAAGAUCAGACACUUGCUAUGAGUUUACUUAAAAGAUAUCUGGAAGUGUAUCUCGCCGCCGGAGAUGAGAAGAAGGACGAUAUCGCGUAUCGGCGUGCUCAAGAAACGAUGAAUGCGACUGCAUCAUGUCCCAAUCAAAUCGAGAAGUGCAAUCUUUGUGGCGAAACAAUAGAUGAGCUUUGGAACGUUAAAUCAUGUUCGCGGGGUCAUAAGUUACCCAGAUGCACCACAACAUUGUUGCAAGUAACGUUGUUGGAUUAUUAUGUCUGUUCAAUAUGUACGCGAAUCUUUCAUCCAUGCUUGAAAGAAACGUAUGCGGAACCGCAAUGUCAAUUCUGCGAUAUGCCCAUUCUACGCAAUUUCCACGCUUUUGAUAUAGAAGAAUCUAAACUGUAUGGAAGAAACUUGUCACGGCAACGUAUUAUAGAUACGGAUUCGUCGAGAGAAUUGAAUUUGGAAGAGUCGCACGAAAAUCGAAGAAGUAAGUGGGAUACAUUACAUACUUAUUCCGUAAUUGUGAAUGAUGAUGAUGAUGAAUCAGGUAGAAUUACGGAAAAAUGGGAAAAAUUUUAAUGGAAGGUAUCUAUGAAUGUAAAUAUGUUUGUUAAAAACAAUUCACGCAAAUGUGAUAUUAAACUAAAAUAAUAUAUUUUAUAUCUUUAGAUUUAUAUAUAUAUAUAUAUAUAUAUAUAUAUAUAUAUAUAU